Myiozetetes cayanensis is the source of this 1807-nucleotide messenger RNA. It is a transcript of the gene SPAG8, whose product is annotated as sperm associated antigen 8. The coding region runs from base 335 to 1174 and encodes 279 amino acids. The transcript has 6 exons. The record is from RefSeq and is a predicted model, not a curated record. Gene Ontology annotation, biological process: positive regulation of transcription by RNA polymerase II. Gene Ontology annotation, cellular component: nucleus; cytoplasm. Gene Ontology annotation, molecular function: microtubule binding. NCBI's taxonomy places the organism in Eukaryota, Metazoa, Chordata, Aves, Passeriformes, Tyrannidae.
GGGAGCUGUGGAGGGGGAGAUCCCCCCGGAGCGCAGACUCAAGAGCAGGCUCUGCUUCCGUCCCCAAACGGAGGGAAGUCCCUCCUUGUCCCUUGCCCCAGUGUGGGGGUGACGCUGCAGGGGACCCCGGGUCUCUCGCCUCAGGGCCCUGCCCGUGCUGGUGGGGGCUGGGGAUGUGGUGGGCAAUGGGGGGCUGAAGGAUGUGCCCCGUUGCCUUUCCUCAGGGUCUGUUCCCAUCUCCAGGGUAGCUCUGACGGGCCAUGUGGGUCCCACAUGCCCUGGGGAGAGGUCACCGUGCCUGGGCAGCGUCCAGGGUGAUAUCUGCCAUGUGCCCAUGGAGAAGCUCCCAUGCCACGAGGAGCCACUGACAGCCACGGCCAAGAGGCUCCAGGAGAUGUCAGACAUAGCCGACGUGCUGGAGAUGCCCCCUGAGCUGCCCGCCGAGGCUCUGCCACCUGUGCCCAGCCCCAAGCCAGCCCGAGAGAUUGUGAACGAACCCGCUGAGAUCAAGCUGCCUCCCUGGCUUGGAAACUGGGGGCCUUCCCGCGAGAAGGUGCCAGUGGAGCCCCCCUCUCCACCGAAGCCGGCAGAGCAGCCCAGCCAGCCCCGACGGGGCCGCCCGAUCCGCACCUGGCUGGGGGAGAAAGUCGUGGACCCCCUGAAUUCUGGGCUGGGGCAGGAGCUAAGCGGCGAGGACUCCGCCCACCAGCGUGGCUUCCACGGACUGCCACUCCAUCAGUUCCUGUCCUCGCUCACCGACAGCCCCACCACGGACACCCACCGCCCACCCCGCAGGGCCCUGCUGCUGGCGCAAGGGCUGCGGAAGGCCACGCUGGCGUCCAUGCUCUACGAGAAAUACAGUAAUGAGACGGAGGAGGAGAUCCGUCCCCGCCCACAGCCCAUGGAGUCUGUCUCCACCACGCACCGGGACUACGCUGCCAGGGGCUUCCAGCCCACACCUCCAGCCGUCACCCAGCCCCACAACUACUUGACGGAGCAGCCAACGAGCUUUUGGCUGGAGCAAGCCCGUGGACUACCAGGUGUCACUGCCCUCUUCAGCAGAAACAUUCCCUUCAAGAGGAACGCAACCUUCUCCACUCCCAUCACUGUGUACCUAGGGCCACCUCACCCCUGCGACCCCCUGAGCAGCGAGCCUCAGACCUUCAAGGAUUAAAAAGCAAGGGGACACAGGUGGUCCCUGCAUCCUUGCCACCCUCAGGCUGUCCUCAGGCUGGGUGUUUGGAAGGGGAGCACAGCAUCCCUGGGAUCUCAAAUCCCUCAGGGCCAUGCAGCAAAGUGGGAAACCCUCCAGCCCUGGUGCAAGUCACUGUUGACCCAAAACAUGCUGUGGCCCCAAACCUCCCUCCUUGAGCAUGAAGGGAGAGCCCUUGGCACAGCCUCGUCCGCUGGGACAUGUCCCCUCCCGGCACACGCAGCGGGCGACACGCAGCCGCCGUCCCGGUCCCCAGGCACAGGUGUGUUCCAGUAAGAGGCAGCAGCGGGGUGGCCAGAGCAUGAGCUCAGAGGAACGCACUGCAGCCUUCACGCCAAAGCAAACCCCGCCGCGGCAGCCCUGCCUUCCCAGCACUGCCCGAGCCCUCAACAGCCACCCCUGCGUUGAGCCCCAGCUCCCCGUGCCCGGACCCCCACCCUGCACCGCAGACAGAGCCCUGCGAUACGAUGCUCUGGGAUGCUCCAGGCAGCUGACCCCAGCCAAGGCUGAGUUCAGUACUGGGGUGCCCCCAGCCCCUCUCCCUGACUGGCACUCCAGGACAGAGAGAAGCAGAGGUCAGGUAACAGACGGAUU